Molecule: messenger RNA, 921 nt
Organism: Lentinula edodes (shiitake mushroom)
Lineage: Eukaryota; Fungi; Basidiomycota; Agaricomycetes; Agaricales; Omphalotaceae
Product: short-chain dehydrogenase/reductase
Exons: 2
Coding region: 1-921 (306 amino acids)
Cellular component (GO): cytosol
Molecular function (GO): oxidoreductase activity
Source: RefSeq, a predicted model, not a curated record
AUGGCUCUCACCAACCUUACCAACACUUAUCAUCGCGACACCUACCCCGCAAUCUCUUCGACGAACCCCUCCCUCAGCCAAGCCGGUAAGACGGUGCUCAUCACAGGCGGAGGCAGCGGGAUAGGUUUCGAGAUCGUGCGGUCUUUCGCAAAAGCUAAGGCUUCCAGAAUAAUCAUCAUGGGGCGGAGGAUCACCGUCUUGGAAGACGCGGUAGUAAAGCUGCGGGAGGAAUUCCAAAACACAGAGUUCAUAGCUCAACAGGGUGAUAUCAGCGACGAGGUUUCCACAACCGCUGUAUGGGAUCAUCUCAACUCAAACAACAUCUUUGUCCAUGUCCUAGUGCUCAACGCCGCGCACCUCUCCCCCAUGGGACCCGAUACCCUGAAAAUGGAGAGGAAAGACCUCAUGGAGGCUUUCAACAUCAACGUCUGGGGCAAUUUCUCCAUGACAGCCAAAUUCGUAAACCAGCCGUUACGUCCGGUAGGCGAGAAGCUGAAUCUUGUGAACGUGUCAACGGCAGGGAUUCAGAUGAACCCUGCACCGACUCAGAAUCCAUACGUUACUUCCAAAGGGACGUUCACUGCGCUUCUCGGAAGGAUCGCGGACGAACAUCCUGUAGAGGAUGUACAGAUUAUUUCAUUUCACCCGGGUGCGCUUUAUUCAGAGAGUGGAGCCAAGUAUUUCGAUAAAGAUAUCAUUGAUUGGGAUGAAAUGGCGUUACCAGCAGACUUUGCCGUAUGGUCUGCCUCCCCAGAGGCAGCGUGGCUACAUGGUCGAUUCGUGUGGGCGCAUUGGGACGUGGAUGAAUUGAAAUCGGACAAGGAGAUUACAAAACGGUUGGAACAGGAAUCGGGUUUCUUGAAAGUCGCGGUGCAGGGGUUGACAGAGAUCUCUGCGACGUCGUUUUUGAAGAAGAAGUAG